GCUGAAAGCGCCGAGUCCUGGCUUUUGCAGCGUUGUGGUCGGUGGUCAUCCGCGCUCCUAUCAGGUUUCCGCGAGCCUUUUCCCUGCUGUCGCUGCUCUUGUCGCCGCCGCCUGCUCUCCGGGAUCAUGGUGUGCUUCCGCCUCGCCCCGGUUCCGGGCUCUGGGUUCCUUCUCCUCUGCCUCGUCCUGGGCGCUGUCUCGUCUUAUGCAUUGGAACUUAAUUUGACAGAUUCAUCAAACGGCACUUGCCUUUAUGCAAAAUGGCAGAUGAAUUUCACAAUACGCUAUGAGACCACAGACAAGCAUAAUAAAACUGUACCCAUUUCAGACCUUGGUGCUGCAACCUACAAUGGAAGCUUUUGUGGGGACGACCAGAAUGGUCCUAAAAUAGCGGUGCAGUUUGGGUCCGGUUUUUCCUGGAUUGUGAAUUUUACAAAAGAGGCAUCAUCUCCAUCUACUUAUUUAGUCGACACCAUCUCAUUUUCCUACAACACUAAUGAUAACAAAACAUUUCCUGAUGCGAAGGAAAAAGGGGUUUUUACUGUUAAUAACCGUGUGGCACUCAAGAUUCCAUUGAAUGACAUUUUUAGAUGCAAUAGUUUGUCAACCUUAGAAAACCAUGACGUUGUCCAGCACUAUUGGGAUGUUCAUGUACAAGCUUUUGUCCAGAAUGGCACAGUGAGCACAACAGAGUUUUUGUGUGAUAAAGAUAAAACUGUAACCACUGCCGUGCCCAUCGUUCCCACCACGGUGCCAUCUCCAACAAAACCAGUGGUCGGAUCCUAUUCAGUUGUAAAUAGCAAUGGUACCUGUCUUCUGGCUACCAUGGGGCUGCAGCUGAACAUUACUCAGGAUAAGGUUGCUUCAGUUUUUAAUAUCAAUCCCAACACAACCAACGCUACUGGCAGCUGCCAACCUCAGACUGCUCUGCUCAGGCUGAGCAGCAGCAACAUCAAGUAUCUCGACUUUGUCUUUGCUGUGAAAAAUGAAAACCGAUUCUAUCUGAAGGAGGUGAAUGUCAGCAUGAUUUUGGUUAAUGGCUCUGUUUACAGCAUUUCAAAUACCAAUCUCAGCUACUGGGAUGCUCCCCUGGGAAGUUCUUAUAUGUGCAACAAAGAGCAGACCGUUUCCGUGUCUGGAGCAUUUCAGAUAAAUACCUUUGAUCUAAGGGUUCAGCCUUUCAGUGUGACAGAAGGAAAGUAUUCUACUGCUGAAGAAUGUUCUGCUGACUCUGACCUCAACUUUCUUAUUCCUGUUGCAGUGGGUGUGGCCUUGGGCUUCCUUAUAAUUGUUGUCUUUAUCUCUUAUAUGAUUGGAAGAAGGAAAAGUCGUACUGGUUAUCAAUCUGUGUAAUCAAUUAAAUCUAGUAGGUUCUUUUAUUUUUAUUUUUUGGCUAUCAGAAGUUAUGUCUUCCAUUGGCUAAAAGCCAGGAAAUGCUGUGCAAUUGUUUGGGAUAUGCAGAUUAACCUCAGUGAGUUGCUAGCUAACUUGGGCAUGAGUAGCACUCUUAGGACCAAUUUCUGUUUUUUAUUUUUCUAUAUUUUGUUCCUUUGUAAAAGUGUAAUUGAAAGAAAAAUUGUGGCUUACAGUAUCUUUUUUAGUAAAUAAUGAUUUUAAGCCUCUGACUCCAAUUAUGAAAGCAUUGCUAUUGAAGGGUAAUUUUAUAUGUUGCAGUUACUUGUAUUUUGCCUCUUUGACAUUAUUUGCAAAAUCAAAGCUGUUGGAGAAUUUAACUUGCUUCAGAAAAUAAAUUCAAGAACAUAAUGGAAUUCAUUUUCAUUGGUGGCAAACAUAAAAUUUGGUUUGUCAUCAGACGUAGUUUUCCCAAGAUUAUUUAAAUCUUGAUUUUUCUGCUAGUUAGAAAGAAAGGAAUGUUUUCCCAAUAUUGUAUUUAAUAGCAAAAGUCUGGCUGUUUUCUUAAUUACGAUUAGUGGCUACUCUAUUUUAACAAGGACGUCUUUUUUUUCCUACUAGAGUUUGGAAUAUAUUGACUAUCUCAGACUUGCCAUUUAUGCUGAAGGUUGAAGUAAGAUCUACAACCCCUUUUAUUUUUAAGGUGUUCAUACCAAAUUUUUUUGCCGUACUGCACAACACAACACGCGUGAUCUUAGUUCUUCCACCAGGCAUUGAAUCCUUGACCCCUGCAGUGGAAGUGCAGGGUCUUAACCACUGGACCACCAGGGAAUUCCCUGGGUUAUUUUUUUUUUUUUAGAGUUAUGAAUUAGAAUUUUUUUUCCCCAUGGAGGCUUGCCUUGUUCAGAAAGUUACUUCAUCCUCCACUAAAAAAGAACAAGAUGAAGCUUUAUUUUGUGUGCCGUCUGCACUCUCUCGUCCCCUGUAUGAAUAAGUUCUAAUUGAUAAAUUUUUAAUGUGUUGGCUUCUUUUUCUUACAACAGCAAGUGCUAACUCUAGAAACUAGUGGGCCCUGAAGUAUCAUCAGUCAGAUGGCUGCCUGGCCAAAGCUGGACCAGGAAUAUUCUGUAAAUUUGUUGAUCUUGAUAACAGACUCGUAGGGACCUCUAAUGGCUCUGGCUGCUGGAGUCAGAUACUAGAGGCCUCUCCUCCCAGUGUCUGCUUGGUUGGCCAGGCUAUUGAAUCACCCUGUGAUUUGGAAGCACAGUGCUGUAUCUCGCUAGUGUGCAGCUUUGCACACAUGUGAUUUGCAUGAUUCCCAUGAAGGCAGAUGCUGAUUUUAUCAAGCUAUUUUCUCUCUAUGUAACUAAAAAACAAGCGUCUUCCAAAGAUCUGUCUUCGCUUUAAAAACUUUCUUGGAUUAAAAAAUUAGGCUUAAACCUUAAAUAAAGUUUGUUAUUAAACCCAAGGAUAAGAUCCCCAUCUACCUCUCAGCACAGUGCAGAUGCUCUCCACUGUAUUGCUGCCAUUAAGUGAUGCCAGAACUCUGCCAAUAAUUGGGACUGGAAACUUGCAUUUAAAAAAAAAAAAUCAUCAACAUCUUUCUUUACUAUCUUUAUAUGUGCACCUCAAAAGCAUAUAUUCCAAACUGGAGUAGAAAGUCAGAAUGCUCAACUACACUUCCCUUAGAACUUUCUAGUUCUGACUUGCAGACUUGAGCUCUCCUCGAUUUGCUAAGUAUAUAAAGAAUGUUUUAUUAAAAAAUUUUUGUGUGUGUGUGAAAACAGUUGAUUAGCUGUUAUUUAGUCAGAGUGAUGGCACCAUAAAGAACAAUGGCUUCGUUUCAAUAAAUAUUUUUGAGAUGAUUGUCUAAAAGCCAGGUUAUUUAAAUCAGCUUGUGACCUUGCCAGGUAUAUGGGUUGGAAAAUUCAGAUACAUUUAGAAGUAUGGGUUCAUUUAAAAGUUUUCUACCUGUUGGGUAGGAGACUAACAUCAUUAAUUCUUCAGUGAGUAUCAUGGUUUUAUCUUAGAUAAUUAGCAAACAUGUUUAAUUCUUGAGAAUUAAGAUUAAUUAAAAUAUAAAAUUAUCAGAUGGUUAGAACAAAAACUGCUUCAAUUCCAAUAAAAUACAGGAAGCCCCAAAUCUAUGAACUGAGUGUUCAAUAAGCUUUGCUCACUGGGUUCAUUUUUAUGUCAGUACAACAGUGGAUCAGGUAGUGGGGCUUUGAACUCAUGAAUAUAAAGAAUUAUUUUCACCUGAGCUGCUUGGGAAGAACUGAUGCUUGCUGCUACCUAAAGUUUUGGAUAUAUCAGUAUAGUGAACUAAUUAAUACCUACAAAAUAAAGCAUACUGUGGCACUCCUGUUUCAUCUGAUAUGUGUGAAUUUUAGAUCGGUGGAUGAAAAUAUAAUAAAGAUCAUUCAAUCUAUA
Messenger RNA from Bubalus bubalis (water buffalo), 3783 nucleotides. It is a transcript of the gene LAMP2, whose product is annotated as lysosomal associated membrane protein 2. Gene Ontology annotation, cellular component: membrane. The coding region runs from base 127 to 1353 and encodes 408 amino acids. The record is from RefSeq and is a predicted model, not a curated record. Lineage: Eukaryota; Metazoa; Chordata; Mammalia; Artiodactyla; Bovidae. The transcript is spliced from 9 exons.